AUGCCUCGACCCGAAGAAGACCAUACUCCCUCCUCAUCGUCAUCGGCACAAGCUUCACGGGAAGAAGGAGUGAUUUUUUCAAAUGUUGUAACGAAAGGCUCUACUCAACAGCCCAUUAUUAAUACACAAAUUGCUUUUAAAGAUAAUGAAACAGCUGUGGAAGCUGAGCCUAAAAAGAUUACUCAAAAUGUUGAUCAAUAUUUCAGAGAAGUGCAAGAGAAGGACGAAUUUGAAAUUGCGGAAGAGCAUCAACAAGCAUGCCCGGAAGAGACAGCAAACAUUUUCUCUCGGAUAUCAUUUUGGUGGUUUAAUGGUUUAAUGAAAACUGGAUACUCAAAGGUACUUCAAAUGUCUGACCUUCACAAAUUGAGAAAGGAAGAAGAAGCUGGUAAUCUUUCUGCAGAGUUUCAUAAGAAUUGGGAAAGAGAAGCUGAUAAGGUUCGUGACAGAUCCAAUCUUGAGGGUCAUGAAUUAGGCGAACAAGCCAAAACGAAAAAACAAUCCAAACCAAGUUUAUUAUAUGCCAUUCACAAAACGUACGGCCCACGAUUCUAUAUGGCAGGUUUAUUGAAAAUUGUUUAUGACAUUUCACAAUUGGUAAGCCCUUUGGUGGUUAAGUCUAUCAUUGGUUCCAUUCGUGAUGCUGGUGAGGUCCCUUGGUUUCAGCCUUAUUUACUAGUGUUGGCACUAUUUUUGUUGCAGACACUUGGUACAUUAUUUAUCCAACAAUAUUUCCAUAUUGUCAUGACACAAGGAAUGCGUCUAAAGACUGGUUUGAGUGCAGCUAUUUAUAAGAAGAGUUUGAAAUUGAGUAACGCUGCCAAACUAAAAUUGAACUCGGGUGAUGUCAUUAACUUUAUGGCCAUUGACUCUAACAAAUUGUGUGGACUUGUGACUUAUCUUCACAUGGUGUGGAGUGGAGUUUUCCAAAUUGCAGUUUGCUUAAUCAUGCUAUUUUCUCUGAUUGGAUGGUCUACUAUUGCCGGUUUUGCUAUCAUUAUUGUUGUGAUUCCAUUGAACGGACUCAUUGCAAGAGUAGUAGCACGUAUCCGUAAAGUGUUACUCAAAUUUACAGGAGAACGUAUCAAGAUGGUCAACGAAGUCAUUCAAGGCAUUAGAAUUAUUAAAUUCUAUGCUUGGGAGUUAUCAUUUAUCAAGAAGAUUAUGGAAAUCAGAAAUAAGGAAAUUUGGAAAGUGACUCAAACAGCUCUCAUUGGUAUUGCGACUUCCAUGCUCAUGUCAAUGGCACCACUUUUUGUCGGUAUUGUCACAUUUGCGAUUUAUGCCGCAACAGGAAAUAUUUUGGACGCAGAAGUUAUCUUCCCAUCUCUCUCGUACUUCAAUUUGAUUCGAUUCCCAACUACUUUCCUUCCAAGCAUUUUGGCACUUUUGGCAGAAGCAAGAGUUUCUUUGGACAGAAUUCAAAACUAUCUUCUCGCUGAAGAGACUGAAGAGACGCCUGUUGGAACCGAUUCUGAAUAUCCUGUUAUUGUUGAAAAUGGUAAUUUUGUUUGGAAGGGAGCUCAAGCAGCAGCUGCCGCAAAAGCAGGAGCAAAUCAAGGAGCCAAAAAACCAGCUGAGAGCAAGACUGCAAAAUUGUUGUCACUCUUUAAGAAGAAGAAAUCCUCAACUCCACAAUUGACAGAUACUGCACCAGCAACAACAGGUUCCAAAACUGUCAAAGAAGAAAAGAAGAAAUAUAACAAGUUAGAGGAUGAAGGAGAUGAUCAAGUUCGUAUUGAGCUCUCCAUGGAGGACAAUGAAGAAGAGGAAAAAGAAGCAGAAGCAAAUCAGCAAGGUGGUCUUCAAUUCGUUGAUGACGACAAGAAAGAAGAAACCAAAUCUACUGCUGUUGCUGUUCAAGAAAAUAAUUCUCAAAAGAAGGAUGAAAUUAAGCCUGACUUUAGACUCAAAGAUAUUAACAUUACAGUGAAGCGUGGUGACUUGGUCGUCAUUGUAGGUCUAGUGGGCUCCGGAAAGUCCUCACUAUUAUCAGCUCUUAUUGGAGAAAUGUUCAAAGAGAAUGGAAAUUUGCAAGUUUCAGGCCAAGUUGCCUAUGUUCCUCAACAAGCUUGGAUUAGAAAUGCCACUGUUAGAGACAACAUUCUAUUUGGAAAACCAUUUAAUUCUGAACGAUAUCAACAAACAAUUGAAGCAUGCAGUCUAGAACAUGAUUUGGAAGUGUUGACUGCAGGAGAUUUGACUGAAAUUGGUGAAAAAGGAAUCAACAUUUCAGGUGGUCAAAAACAACGUGUCAACUUGGCUAGAGCCGUCUAUGCCGACGCAGAUGUGUACUUGUUUGAUGACGUACUCUCUGCACUGGAUCAACAUGUUGGACGAUCUGUAUUCCAGAAUUGCAUUUGUGGACUCUUACAAAACAAGACACGUGUGUUAGUGACCCACCAAUGGCAAUACCUCAAAGAUGCUGAUCAUAUUAUCAUCAUCCAGGAUGGUAAAAUUAUGGCUCAAGGAACUCACCAAGAAUUGGGUAGAAGUGACUCUCCAUUUUCCUCCAUGCUAAAAAGUUAUUUCAAAAUGGAACACGAAGAAGAAAAGGAAGAAGAAAAAGGAGAAGAAAAGGAAAAAGAUGGAAAAGCAGCAAAGAAGAAUAACGGUAAGCUCAUGAGUACAGAGGAUCGUGCCGAAGGAAGUGUGAAAUUCAGUGUCUACAAAUCCUAUGUUCAGUACGCAGGAGGAUAUUUCGUCUUUGGUAUCAUUUUACUGUUAUACAGCUUGACUCAAGCUUCGAAUAUGAUUACCAAUUGGUUCUUAGCUGAGUGGUCCAAUGUUGCCACCACUUCAUUACAACCAGACGAUGGUCGAGAUAGACCCACACAAUUCUUUGUCAAUCAAUGGUUAUCAAGUACUAGUGUCUUGCAAAGCAAUGGCGGUGGAAACAAUAAUCACGAUCUUGGAUACAAUUUACCCAUGUACAUUGGAAUUUAUAUUGGCUUGGGUGUUGGUGCUGCAAUUCUCACCUUUUUCCAAGAGUUGACUUUUGGUCUUUCAGGACUAAAAGCAUCGAAGCGAUUGCACAACAAGGCUCUCGAACGGAUCAUGAAUGCACCCACUGUGUUCUUUGAUACCAAUCCAGCAGGUCGUAUCAUUAACAGAUUUUCUAAAGAUACUGAGAGUAUUGACUCAUCUCUCAUUGGAACUUUGAAAAUGCUCAUGUCAUGUUUGUUCCAAGUGAUUGGUACUCUUCUCCUCAUUGGAUCUGUGAAUUACUUGUUCUUGAUUCCAAUAUUCCCAAUUCUUUUCAUUUACUAUUAUGUUCAGAAAUAUUAUAGAAGUACGAGUCGAGAAUUGAAGCGUUUGGAUUCCAUUAGUAGAAGUCCUCUUUUUGCUCAUUUUGGAGAGACAUUGACUGGUGUGGCCACUAUUCGAGCUUAUCGUAGACAAGAAGAUUUCAUGCGUGAGAAUGAAAAGCUUUUGGAUCGAAACAAUAGAGCUUACUUUGCUCAAUUGGUUUCUCAGAGAUGGCUUGCAUUCCGAUUGGAAUUAGUUGGAGCUAUGAUUGUUUUAUUUGCUGCCUUGUCAGGUGUCAUUGGAGGUUCUUCAUCGGCCAUGGCUGGUCUUACAUUGACCUAUGCCCUCAGUUUAACAAGUACUGCCUCAUGGUUGGUCCGAUGUGCCGUGGAAGCUGAGGCCGCUAUGAACUCUGUCGAAAGAGUCUUGUAUUAUUGUGAAGAAAUUCCUCAAGAAGCUCCAAAAUCCAUUGAGAGUACUAAACCUCCAGAAGAUUGGCCACAAAAGGGAGAAAUUGAGCUCAGAAAUGUCUAUCUUAAAUAUAGAGAAGAGCUAGAUUUUGUGUUGAGAGAUUUGAGUUUGCACAUUAAUCCAAGAGACAAGGUUGGAAUUAUUGGGCGUACAGGUUGUGGUAAAUCAACACUCAUGUUAGCCUUGUUCAGAAUUACAGAAAUUAGUCAAGGGCAAAUUAUCAUUGAUGGAGUGGAUGUUGGCCAAAUUGGUUUACAUGAUUUACGUAAAAAAUUGGCCAUCAUUCCGCAAGAUCCAGUUAUGUUUAGUGGAACUUUACGAUUCAACUUGGACCCAUUCAAUGAAUUUGAAGACUAUCAAAUUUGGCAAGCAUUGGAACGUGCUCAUAUCAAAGAGAAGGUUUUGAAUCUGGAAGGCCAACUCGACGCCAAAGUUGCCGAGUAUGGAGAAAACUUUUCAUUGGGAGAACGACAAUUAUUCUGUGUUGCAAGAGCAAUUUUAAGAAAGACCAAAAUUUUAAUUAUGGAUGAAGCCACUGCCAGUGUCGAUAUUCACACAGAUGCUCUCCUUCAACAAACUGUUCGUACAGAAUUUAGCGACCGAACUGUUCUAACAGUGGCUCACAGAUUGAACACCAUUAUUGACUCGGAUCGUAUUCUUGGCCUCAAAGCAGGAGAAGUGGCUGAAUUUGAUUCUCCAAAGAAUUUACUCACCCGACAAGAACCUUCCAUAUUUGCUUCAUUGAUUGAAGAAACUGGUAAAGCCAAUGCUUCUUAUCUCAAGUCCAUUGUCUUGGAGGGAAAGGAUUAUUUGGGUGAAUUGAAAAAGGCUGAGCAACAAGCUUCAGAGCAUGGACAUUGA
Messenger RNA from Naegleria lovaniensis, 4581 nucleotides. RefSeq lists its product as uncharacterized. NCBI's taxonomy places the organism in Eukaryota, Heterolobosea, Eutetramitea, Acrasida, Naegleriidae. Bases 1 to 4581 code for a protein of 1526 amino acids. The record is from RefSeq and is a predicted model, not a curated record. Gene Ontology annotation, molecular function: ABC-type transporter activity; ATP binding; ATP hydrolysis activity. Gene Ontology annotation, biological process: transmembrane transport. The transcript has 2 exons. Gene Ontology annotation, cellular component: membrane.